CGGAAUUUCUUUUAGAAUUAGAAGAAAGACGUGUCCCUAAAAAAAUUUGUGAAAAUGCAGAAACAAGGUGACUCAACAGGCAAUGCGAGAGAAGCGGAAUUGCUCCCAAUUGACAUCUAUUACAACAAACUUUUGGAUUGGCUUUUGGACAGGAGACACUGUGACGUGAAAUGGCAGACAAGUGUUUUGGAGGUCAGAGAGAAAAUUAAUGCAGCCAUUCAAGAUAUGCCGCCUGUGGAUGAAAUCACACAGCUUCUCUCUGGAACAUAUAUAAACUAUUUCCAUUGUAUCAGGAUUGUAGAAUUACUCAAAAUAUCAGAAUCAGCGACCAAAAACAUUUUUGGUGGUUAUUCAUCCAAGAGGAUGAAGGACUGGCAAGAAAUUGUGAAGCUGUAUGAAAAAAGUAACAUCAACUUAGCUGAAGCUGCCCAUCUUUUAAUCAGGAAUGUUAACUAUGAGAUUCCAUCAUUAAAGCGACAAAUAGCAAAGUGUCAGCAGAUGCAAAGGGAGUGCACGAGGAAGGAGAGUGAAUAUUCAUCCAAUGCAGCAUUGUUUAAAGAAAAGUAUCAAAGUGUGUGCAAACAAAUGGGUAUAAAGGGAGAUGAUGUGAAAACAGAAUUAAUGAGUCUGCUGAAUGAAUUGCCUGAAUUAUACAAAGGGAUUGUGUCUUCCAUUAGCAAUUUAAAGAAUGCAAUUCUUUAUUAUGAGGCAUUUGUUAACUUUUUAGUUCCAAGGUAUAACAAUGAGAAAGAGAGUACUGAGGUAACUACACCACUUAUAAGAUAUGUUCAACAACAUGGUAACAGCACAGUUUAUCAGUGGAGGACUGGCAAGAUACCAUCGGUCAUUAUACUGGACAAGAGAUCAGAGACAACAAAUAAAGAAAAUGAAGAAAGUGGAGAUAUUGACUGGGGUAUUGAAACAGUUACCACCACCAAUACUGGUGCAGAUAAUAUUGAUUGGGGGGAGGGUGGUGAGGCAGAUGCAGGGGGGAUAGACUGGGGAGACAGUGGUGAGACUAUUGACUGGGGUGAAGCAGGGCAGGACAAUCAGGACAGUGCUAUUGAUUGGGGAGAUGAUGCUGGUACUGCUGACCAUGAACUGACGGUGGAUAGUGGUGGAAUUACAUUGGAAGAAUCUGGUCAAGAUGAAGAAGCGAUAAGAGGUGAAGACGCCGAGACUUUAAUGGAUACAACUCAAACAAGAAAUCUCUUGAUUGAUGAGCUUCUAGAGCUUCAGGGUUUCUUGCGCCAGAGACUGAUAGAGAUGAAGAGUGAUUCUGAUGUCCUGUCAGCCAAUCAGUUUCAGUCUGCUCCUCAGCUAAUUCAGAUGCAGUCAGUGGAAUCAGUACAAUCUAUGGAGUCUGCUGUAACGGAUGUUCUGUCCACCCUCACUUCAAUGAAGAUGCACAAUUUGUUUUUACUCAAAACUUCUCCUCGGUACUUGGACCGCUUAGCAGAUUCCCUUCAGCAAAAACUUAAAGUCUCAGAGAAAUUAGCAACAUCCAUUAAAGUAAUGGCUGACAAACGACAGGCAGCCAUCAUAGACCAAAGAGACUUGGAACCCAAACUUGAAAUUAUCAGAACAAAAACAAAAGAACUACAAGGACAGAUUUCCCAAGAAAUCUCCAAGAAAUACAAGGACAGGCCGGUGAAUAUUAUGGGUGAAAUAAACACUAUCUAAAAACAGACUAUUUAUUUCAUUUGUACUGUGUUUAGAUUUAAGAUAAAUUAAAAAACGCUAAAAUGAUUUUGUCAUUCAUUAUGUUAAGUUCUCCUUAUUCAACAUAAUGUACCUCAGAGAAUGAGUUUUUUAACUCUACAAUGGUAGGGCAAAUGCCCCAUGUAUUAAUUCUUGAACAAAUAAAAACGUAGAGCAUAUAA
This is a messenger RNA of Stylophora pistillata, 1883 nucleotides long. RefSeq names its product CDK5 regulatory subunit-associated protein 3. NCBI's taxonomy places the organism in Eukaryota, Metazoa, Cnidaria, Anthozoa, Scleractinia, Pocilloporidae. Gene Ontology annotation, biological process: regulation of mitotic cell cycle. The record is from RefSeq and is a predicted model, not a curated record. Gene Ontology annotation, cellular component: endomembrane system.